This is a messenger RNA of Sphenostylis stenocarpa, 453 nucleotides long. The record is from the annotation of a GenBank genome assembly. Lineage: Eukaryota; Viridiplantae; Streptophyta; Magnoliopsida; Fabales; Fabaceae.
AUGGCACUAGCUCAGCUUAAUCGGCAUGACCAAACGUAUGUGGCAAAGGAUACACUUGCUUAUGUUGUAUCAAAACGUUUCUUCAAUCUCAACCCCACCGGCGAACUAACCAACGAGACAUUCCACCAACUUUCGCUGCCGCGGUGCGGCGUCCCGGACGUGAACUUCGAGUUCUCCGCCGUGGGGAAUGUGUCGUGGCCCAAGGCCGGGCGGCAGUGGUUCUCCGGGAUGAGACUCACGUACGGGUUCUUCCCGACGAGAAGGAUUCCGGGGAACGCGACUGAGGUGUUCAGGAGGGCGUUCGCGCGGUGGGGUAGGGCUGUUCCGGGGUUGAAUCUGACGGAGGGGAGUUAUGAUGAGGCUGAUAUUAGGGUGGGGUUUUACGAUUUUGACGAGGGCGUUGGAUUUGGAGAGUGUGGCGAUGCAUCAGAUAGGGCAUUUGUUAGGGCUUGA